Messenger RNA from Aegilops tauschii subsp. strangulata, 2159 nucleotides. Its product is annotated as autonomous transposable element EN-1 mosaic protein. Gene Ontology annotation, biological process: transposition. Lineage: Eukaryota; Viridiplantae; Streptophyta; Magnoliopsida; Poales; Poaceae. The record is from RefSeq and is a predicted model, not a curated record.
CCGAACUGAUUGGGGGACUGGCCGGAGUCGAGUGGCCAUGCUGAUGGUGACGAGGGUGGCUAUAGUUCUGAUAGCUAUAGUGAGAGUGAGCUGGUUGAGGGGGGCAAUGUCUACCAGCGUGGUGGUACAAAGCUCCCGCCCACCCCGGCGACCCCUGACCAGAGGUGGUUGAUUACGCCUGAUGGGGAGAAGCCCAACACAGUCCUUGGUGUGAUUUGUCGCCAGAGCUUCCCGGGAUGGGUCACGUUGCCCGGUGAGGGCCAGGUUCCAGAGCUAGGAAUGACCUGGGAGCACUACUUGGCUGCCCCGGCCCUGCCGGGGGAGAGGAUCGGCGGUGUCGAGUGCCACACGGUGGCCGACGUUGUGAUCCAGACGUUUUGGACCUUUUACAGGUGUGCUGAGGGACAGGAGGAGGCCGCGGCUCAGGUUAUCGAAGCCGAGUGCAGGCGGCUACUUCAAAACUGGCGGAACAGGGCUCGGACGCAGGCUACUCGAGACUACUUUGCCUCGAUUGGUAUUAGGAUGUCCAAGUCGAAGUGCCGCACAAACUAUCUGAGUAAGGAGAAGUACAUGAAGGUGCCCCCGAGAUGGUGUGCGGAUAGGCUGGAUUGUUGGGAGGCGUUGGUGGAUGAGUGGUGCUCUCCCCAAUGGCUAUCCACCCACAACAAUGCAAAGGAUCGGCGUGGCAAAAUGAGCGGUGUGCCACACCAUCAAGGCAGCGUCAACCUAUAUCAGUACGGGGAUAGCUGGGCGCGGCACAACAAGACGGAUGUGCCAGAGCUGUUUGACCUCUAUGCCAUGGCCCAUAGUGCCCCGUAUAAGAAGGCCAAGGCAUUCUUUGAGUCUGAUCUUGAUGAUCCAAAGAACUUCACCAACCGCGCCUCCCACAACAAGCUCGUGAGGUAUAGAGACGAGGGGAAGGCGAGGAAAGGGCCGGACUUUAACCCGAGCCAGCCUAUUGAUCCAGAGCUGGUGAUGAUAUCUGGUGGCGGGAGGAACCAUGGCUUGUUAGCCAUUGGGGAUGGACUGAUACGUUGUACUAGCACUCUCCCGCAGAUCAAGAGGCGCCAGACGAGCUCCGAUCCUGAGAUAAGGCCUCGUCCACGGCCAAUGGAUCUCGAAAUCAAGGCUGCUAUUGAGGAAGAGAGAGCAAAGACCCAGGAGCUUCUGGCGGAGGAAAGGAGGCAGGCGGCGGAGAGGGAGAGGGAGAUUGAGGAGAGGACGGCUAGGCUUUUGGAGGAGGAGAGGAACCGGAACGACUUGGCUAACCGGGCCAUAUACGAGCUCUUCGCGUCCAUGUGCGAGAAGAAUGAUCAGACCCCUCCGCCGAUGCCAGUCAUUGCUCCGGCGGACACACAUAACUCCCGACAAGCAUCGACGUCUGCCAUUGGCGCGAGCAAGAACCCCGAUCCUCCUUCGUCUGCCACUACCGCGAGCAAGAACCACGAUCCUUCACCUACGGGUUGACGGUAGGUUUUGCCUAGUGCUUUGCUUAAUUAGCUCCAAAAUGACCUAUUUAACCUAGGAUAGCUUUAAAAUGACCUAUACUUAGCAUUUGUUUCCUCCAAAAUGACUUAAUAUGCUUAGCUAGCUCAAAAUUGACCUAUUUAACCUAGGAUAGCUCUAAAAUGACCUAUACUUAGCAUUUUUUCCUCCAAAUGACUUAAUAUGCUUAGCUAGCUCUAGAAUGACAUAAUAUGCUUACGAAAUGACAUAUUUUAGUUCCGAAUUGACUUCAUAUGCUUAGCUAGCUCCAAAAUGACAUAAUAAACUUAUUAGUUCCAAAAUGACCUUACUUAGCAUUUUUUACACAAAAAUGACUUAGUAUGCUUAGCUAGCUCAAAAAUGACAUAAUAACCAUACUUAGCUCCAAAAUGACCUAUUUUACAGAUAUAAGUUGCAUCAUAAUAAUCUUCACAUUUUAGUUGCAUCAUAAUAAUCUUCUUCUUCUAGUCUUCUUCUUCUAACUUUCUUCUUUCCCAUUUUGAAGAUCACGGAAGCUUGGGUUGAUGGAGUGCUUGUCUUUAGUUUUUGUUUUGACUUUGUGAAACUUGCUACCUAUGAUGAAACUAUGUAUAUGUAUGGAUGAAACUUGCUACUAUUGGUAACAUGUGUUGGAUAUAUUUGCGUUCAUGACUAUUGGUAAUAUGUGUUGAAUA